Messenger RNA from Thermothelomyces thermophilus ATCC 42464, 3256 nucleotides. RefSeq names its product glyoxal oxidase like protein. The transcript has 3 exons. NCBI's taxonomy places the organism in Eukaryota, Fungi, Ascomycota, Sordariomycetes, Sordariales, Chaetomiaceae. The record is from RefSeq and is a predicted model, not a curated record. The coding region runs from base 256 to 3222 and encodes 988 amino acids.
CCUAACUGGAGUACCGCGUUGAAUUCUUGUCUGUGUCACUCAUGAUAAUGGGCAACCAAGGGCUCGGCACGAUAGUUAGUGUAGACCCGCGCGGCUGAGGACCUCGCAUAUUUUGAGAAUGGAACCCGCCUUUUGAACCCAUUUGCUUCUUCUCUUUUUGCCUUUGCUUCAUUAGCCCCCCUGACGCUCGUUUGUCCUGUCUAUUUUUUGUUGCUGGUGUUAGCGUCCGAGAAACGGACGCACCCAGUCAUCCUCAUGAGGGCCUCACCAUCGUCAAGGACGCUUCUGGCGUCUCUCGCCCUGUCAUCUCUCCCACUCUCGUUUGGCCAGCUCUCAAUCCCUACGGACCUUCCGGACUCCUGGGAGUACCAGGGAUGCUACACCGAUGUGCCUGGCCGGACCAUCAACAGUGCCUCGUAUGCCGAUGGCACCAACAUGACAAAUGCGGCCUGCCUCAGUUACUGCGCCUCCAAGGGCUUCCCGUAUGCCGGCACCGAGUACUCGGUUGAGUGCUUCUGCGGCACCACUCUCGCCUCCUCUUCGGCGAAGGUCGCCGAUUCGGAAUGCAAUAUGCCUUGCUCGGGAGCCCCCAGCGAGCCCUGCGGAGCUGGGAGCAGGCUGUCGCUCUUCCACUCCAGCGCCGUGACCGGACCAGCAGCGAACCCAGGGGUCAACGACUUCACCCACCUGGGCUGCUACGCCGAGGGCAAGACCGGCCGUGCCCUUACCUACAACCCCGGCCUUCCGGGGGCGGACAUGACGGUCGCCAAGUGCACGGCUGCCUGCCGCGCGGCCAACUAUAUCCUCGCCGGCGUCGAGUACGGGGGAGAAUGCUACUGCGGUAACACGAUUGCCAACGGCGGCGCCCCCGCCGACAGCGGGUGUAGCAUGGUCUGCAACGGCAACAGCACCGAGUUCUGUGGUGGCCCUGACCGUCUCAACGUGUAUAGCUACAAGAAUCAGUACGAGCCAACGGCCACCUCGACCACGGGCGCCGGGUCGACCUCGAGCUCCUCGGUGCCGUCGGCGACCGGCCUCCCCGAGGGAUGGUCUUACCAGGGAUGCUGGAUCGACGGGAAGCAGGGGCGUAUCCUGCCGUACCAGCUCCCGGACAGCCAGACCAACAGCCGGGCGGCUUGCGCAAACGCCUGCGCCGAGGCCGGUUACACCGUCUCCGGUACCGAGUACGCUGUCCAGUGCUUCUGCGGCGAUGCCAUCCACAACGGAGGUGUCGAGACCGACGAGGCCGACUGCAGCACUCCCUGCCCCGGCGCCCCGGGCGAGAAGUGCGGUGCCGGAGACCGCCUGAGCAUCGUCUCCAGGGGGCCGCCCAAGAUCUACGCCCCUCCGGCCCCGAUUGAGAAGAUCGGCGACUGGGAGUACCAGGGCUGCGCCGAGGACAACAUCAACGACAAGCGGACCUUCUUCUGGCAGAUCUUCUUCAACGACAUCAUGACGCCCGAGAUGUGCCUGGACCGCUGCGCCGAGUUCGGCUACCACGCUGCCGGCCUCGAGUACGGGCAGGAGUGCUACUGCGGCGACCCGGCCAACAUGGCCACCCACGGCGCCACCUUCCGGCCGGAGAGCGAGUGCAACGUCGUCUGCGCCGGCAACUCGACCGCCAUCUGCGGCGGCCUCGCCCGCCUCACCACCUACUUCUGGAUCGGCACCCCGUUCUACUCGUGGGACUUCCCGCAGGACUGGCGGGCCGGCAAGUACGAGUUCCUGGUCGACGGCGUCAACAUCCCGCUCAUCACCCACGAGACGAUCACCGGCAAGGUCUCCUUCAUCUCCAAGGGCGCCACCGGCCCGGGCAACGAGACGGGCGCGUACGAGUUUGACCCCGCCACGCUCGAGUUCCGCGAGCUCCACAUCAAGACGGACGUCUUCUGCGCCGCCAGCGUCACCCUGCCGGACAAGGCCGGCCGGCAGCUCAACGUCGGCGGGUGGGCCGGCGAGGCCACCUACGGUACCCGCCUGUACUGGCCCGACGGCGCCCCCGGCGUCCCCGGCACGCACGACUGGCAGGAGAACGUCAACGUGCUCCACCUCCAGGCCGGCCGCUGGUACCCCAGCGUCCUGGUGCUGACCAACGGUUCCGUCAUGGUCGUCGGCGGCCUGAUCGGCUCCAACGACGCGGCCACGCCCUCGAUCGAGAUCCUGCCCUACACGGGAACGCCGCCGCUGUACAUGGACUGGCUGGACCGCACCCACCCCAACAACCUGUAUCCCUUCCUCUGCAUCCUCCCCGGCGGCGGCAUCUUUGUCCAGUACUGGAACGAGGCCCGCAUCCUCGACCCCGUCACCUUCGACACCGUCAAGACCCUCCCCGACGCCCCCGGCGCCCCCAACGACCCCAAGGGCGGCCGCACGUACCCGCUCGAGGGCACCGCCGUCCUGCUCCCGCAGAAGUACCCCUACACCGACCCGCUCGGCGUGCUCAUCUGCGGCGGCUCGACCGAAGGGCCCGGCAACGCGCUCGACAACUGCGUGUCCAUCUACCCGGAGGCGGACGAGCCCGAGUGGCAGAUCGAGCGCAUGCCGUCCUUCCGCGUCAUGACCUGCAUGGCCCCGCUGCCGGACGGCACCUACCUGAUCGCCAACGGGGCCCUGCACGGCGUCGCCGGCUUCGGCCUCGGCGUCGGCCCCAACCUCAACGCGCUGCUCUACGACCCGUCCAAGCCGCUGGGCUCGCGCAUCACCGUCGCCGCCAACACCACCAUCGCCCGCAUGUACCACUCCGAGGCCAUCACGCUGCUCGACGGCCGCGUCCUCAUCUCGGGCUCCAACCCGGAGGACGGCGUGAACCCGGAGGAGUACCGGGUCGAGGUCUUCCUGCCCCCGUACCUCCUCGCCGGCAAGCCCCGCCCGACCUUCACGCUCGAGAACCGCGACUGGGCCCACGGCCAGACCGGCAUCCCCUUCACCCUGGGCAGCCCCGCGCGCAACGGCGACAUCACCGCCACCCUCCUCGGCUCCGUCGCCAGCACGCACGGCAACUCGAUGGGCGCCCGCACCCUGAUGCCCAGGGUCUCGUGCCGCGGCACCUCGUGCACCGUCGACGCGCCCCCGACCGCCAACAUCUGCCCCCCUGGCUGGUACCAGUUCUUCGUCCUCGACGGCGGCAUCCCCGCCGUCGGCGUCUACGUCCGCAUCGGCGGCGACGCGGGCCAGAUCGGCAACUGGCCGCAGGCGCCCGACUUUUCUGUCCCCGGCGUCUGAGAGAGAGUGAGAGAGAGAGAGAGAGGGGGGGGGG